Messenger RNA from Solea senegalensis (Senegalese sole), 5035 nucleotides. It is a transcript of the gene nuak1b, whose product is annotated as NUAK family, SNF1-like kinase, 1b. The record is from RefSeq and is a predicted model, not a curated record. Gene Ontology annotation, molecular function: protein serine/threonine kinase activity; ATP binding; tau-protein kinase activity. Lineage: Eukaryota; Metazoa; Chordata; Actinopteri; Pleuronectiformes; Soleidae. Gene Ontology annotation, cellular component: cytoplasm. The transcript has 7 exons. Gene Ontology annotation, biological process: intracellular signal transduction; microtubule cytoskeleton organization; protein phosphorylation. The coding region runs from base 993 to 2957 and encodes 654 amino acids.
AGGAGGAGGACUGCGUAAACUCCGCCUCUGCUCUCCGAUCCUUUCGCAUUCCUUAUUCACAGCCUUUCACGUUGAGCAUAGGGAGAGAAAAGGGAGAAACGAGAGGGACUUGCAGAGACGAAGGUGGAGAAAAGGAACAAGAAGAAGCAGUAGAAGAAGGGGAGCAGCGAAACGACCAUGGCAAUAUCCAAAACAUCUCAGCCUGAGAUAGUGUCGGACCACAGCGCACCUCCACCCCCGUCGACCAAGGCUCGGAGCUUGCAGUCGCACAAUAGACAGAGUCCAGAUGAAUGAGGGUCUACACCUGGGCCGUGGACAAAAUGAGGGUCAUCUUCAUCCAAAACGCCGGUUUCGUCGCAGCUUUCUCUCCUCGUAGAUGUGAGCCGGUGAUGUUAGCAGCGUUUAAGGUGAAGGAGUCACAAUUAACCACAGACAGAUCAUGCCAGUCAGUUGAUGAGUGAGAUCAGACCAGUUUAUAAAGGCAUUAUUCAUAUUUUUUACUGUUAUCGAAAUAGAUAUCGCACAUAUAUGUAACAUUAUUUUUUAAACCGAAAGCGCGUUCAGCUUCCGGCAUGCGCGUGCUGCCGAAAUCUGAAAGAUGCCAUAUUUUAUGACAAUGUUGCCAUUAUAAUUAAUUUGUAUCCAUUAAUAGUAGACUAUGUAUCCGGUUAUUAGAGGCCGAUAAUGUCCUGUGAUGUAGGCUUGUCGUGCUUUAACCCGUUAGUAGACUGAUAUUAUCAUGAAGACGUAGGAGGAGAAAGCUCGCUUCGAUCGCUUUGAUCAAAGUCUAUUGAUCAGCCAAGACAAUCUGGAAAUGUUCGUUUCCACGUGUAAUGUAAUAUGACUAGCAAGCCACGCGUUAUUCCUUUAUAAUUUAUUUAUUUAUUAUUAGGCCUAUAAGUAUUAUAUCAUCCGUUUUUAAUAGUUACUUUGUGAUAUUUAACGGGGAGUGGGGGGAACGCUUGUUAAAACGCGUCCCUUUGUAUAGUGACAUGGAAACUGCAUAUUUAUCGCUCCACGGUCGGGGCGCAAUUACGCGUCCCGAGGCCCAGAAGGGUCAAACCCCGGCAAGAGGUGACCUCUCCCGUUCACCUCCACUUCUACCUGUCGACAUCUCACCUGAGGAGGUGUCGGCCGGUAGCGACGGACGACGCAACUCGGGCGUGAAGAAGCACCAUCACAAGCACAACCUGAAACACCGCUACGAGCUGCUGGAGACGCUGGGACGAGGCACCUACGGAAAGGUCAAGAAGGCCAUCGAGAGGCACUCAGGCAGAGAGGUGGCUAUCAAGUCCAUCCGGAAGGAAAAGAUCAAGGAUGAGCAGGACAUGGUUCAUAUUCGCCGAGAGAUUGAGAUCAUGUCAUCCCUCCGUCACCCGCACAUCAUCUCUAUAUAUGAGGUGUUUGAGAACAAGGACAAGAUUGUGAUCGUUAUGGAGUAUGCCAGCAAGGGCGAGCUGUAUGACUACAUCAGUGAGCGCAGGCGCCUAAGUGAGCGAGAGACGCGACAUUUCUUCAGGCAGAUAGUCUCCGCCGUACACCACUGCCACAAGAAUGGAGUGGUGCACAGGGAUCUUAAACUGGAAAAUGUGCUACUGGAUGAAAACUGUAAUAUUAAGAUUGCUGACUUUGGGCUGUCAAACCUCUACCAUAAGGACAAGCUGCUGCAAACCUUCUGUGGCAGCCCACUCUACGCUUCACCAGAGAUUGUCAAUGGGCGACCGUACCGUGGUCCAGAGGUGGACAGCUGGGCUCUGGGGGUGCUGUUGUACACCCUGGUUUAUGGGACCAUGCCAUUCGAUGGGGGAGACCACAAGAACCUCAUUCGCCAGAUUAGCAAUGGCGAUUACAAAGAGCCCACUCAGUCCUCAGAUGCCCGUGGACUGAUCCGCUGGAUGCUGAUGGUGAACCCUGAGCGCCGGGCCACAGUGGAGGACAUAGCCAAUCACUGGUGGGUGAACUGGGGCUGGAAGAACAGUGUGUGUGACUGUGAGACCCAACGCGACCAUGGAGGCUCACCCAUGCUGGCUCGCUUCAUCGACUGGCAGAACCGCACUGAGCCACGUGGUUCUGGAGCCAAAGCCGCAGCCAUGCCUCCACUGCUGCGCCAGAGGCCCAAAAAGUCCAAGAAGGAAAAUGUUGAGGCAGGACAGAUCCACUGUGGAGCAGAGGACAAGCCAGGUCUGAAGAGGCCCAAGGGGAUCCUGAAAACCAGGGUUACUGAGGAGCAGCAGACUGCCUGUUUGGAGGAGGUGGAGUUGGGUCAGAUGGCACUGCCGCAACAAGUUGAUGGGGGAGAGGAGGCCUCAAGUCCAGAUCGUGAGGAAGAGGAGCCAACUCUGGGAGGAGGCUCACCAGCUAAGAUGGUGCCAUCUCUACCCAAGAAAGGCAUCUUGAAGAACAAUCAACAGCGGGAAUCAGGGUACUACUCCUCACCAGAGCGUAGUGAGUCCUCCGAGCUUUUAGGGGGGGCCAGUAUGUCUCUAUUAGCCACCUCCCCACCCAAGAGAAUGAUGGGGAGAAAAGGCAUCUUGAAGCGAAACGGCAAAUACUCCACCUACAGCGGGCCACCCGCAGCAGAGGCAGUGGCUGGAGUUCUUCCUCCAUCAACUGACUCAGGUCUGUCUCGCAGUCAGAGUCGACCUUCCAGUAUAGUUGGGGAGGACAGCUCCGUUCUGUCCCUGUCACCAAUCUCCCUUGGCGGCGCUGAGUGGCAUUCCUCCACCCCCCACCUCCGCCCAAACAUCAGGGCUUGUGUCUCAGCUGAAAACCUGCUGCAGCUUGCCAACUUCAAGGGUUUCCAGGCAGCUCCACCACUCCAGGGAUCCAAGCUCAGCCGUGGCCCCAAAAUGAAAGGCUCCCCAGGGGACAAUGGCAGCUUCUCCUUGCUGGGCGACCUUGAGGACAUGACUCAGGUGUACCAGCAAGCCCUGGACAUCAGCAACAACCUCACCUAACAGAUGGGUGGCAGAGAGAGAGAGAGAGAGAGGGAGCAAGAGAGAGAUAAGCAGAGGAGAUUAAACCUGACGGUGUGUGUGUUUGUGUGUGCUGAUGUAUAUGGGUGGCAGCAACGACCAGUGUAUUACUGGGAAACACCCUUUUUUUUAGAAGUUAUGACUUCAAAUGAGACUGAAUUGAUGGGUAUAAGAUGUAUAUCUACGCACACACAUGCACACACAGAUGUAAACACUUAGGUGCACUUCUUUGGUCAGAGGAAAUUCAGUUUUGUGAACAGGAGAGAGAAGGAGCUGGCAUGAGAGAAUGCCACCCAGUCUGCUCUCUCGGCCCGCCCAUAGACAUUGCUGUGUUCAACAUGUUUACAUAUUCAGCAAGAAGGCGAGUUAGAAUCACAAAUGCAGCAAACCAGGAACUGGUUGGCUCUCCCUGUACUCCACCCAGUUUGAGUUUGAGUUUACAAAAGCACCUUAAAACUCACACAGAGCACACGCUUUUGUGAUCUUUACUUCCUUUAAAAACAAACAAACCAGGGUCUUGUUCCAAAAAUAACUGAUAUAGCUGAUUAUUUAUUAAUUUUAUUAAUUUGUUUGUAGCUUUUACUUUUAAUUGCAAAACUGGUGGGCGCUGGCUGUUACUGGAAGAGUCUAAAGCUCCUUGUCUCCAACUCUUUGAGUGGAACUGACAUAUAUAAUUAUGUUGCUCAAUUAUGAGAAACAACAUAUACAGUAUAUAUAUAUAUAUAUAUAUAUAUAUAUAUAUAUACUCUGCGUAUAUAACUAUGUUGGUGCAUGUAAAACACAUAGACAAUUAUACCUUCAUAAAAGUGUAUGUCCUAUAUAUAUGUAUGAUUCUAUGGAAUAUGUAGGAAGUGCCUUUUUUGAAUCAUGAUAACAAUUAUGUAUGUCAUUUCCUUAAAAGUGGAGGAAAAAGCCAGGCUGACCUGUCACCAGUUUUUUGUUUUGUUUUUCUUUUCUUCUGUUGUUUAUGAAUGUGGAGACACCCAGGGCCUUCACUGCACAGCUGACUAGCUUUACUUAUUUUGGGGUUCAAAGGUCAAUGUGAAACAGUUGAGAUCAAACGGUCUCGUGCCCCCCUCUCCAGCUCCUUCCACAAGUGGAGUCUUGCACACGGACACUUCAGUGUCUACACAGGCAGCCUCAGAACAGCCUCCGCUGUGGUCUUUGUCAGCAUCUAAGCCCAUAGUUUGGUUUGGCUUGGUUGAACACAGAUUCACUGGCAUCAGCAGCACAGGUCUGCAGGGACUCUCAUCAAGUGGGACAGUCAGUGACGGGAGAUGUCGCAGACACCAUCUCACUGUCCUGGAAUGUGCCUGGUUCUUUUAAAUUUCUUGUAAUUUCAUAAAUAGGCUCUUAGCUGGAAGACAUCUUUUACCAGUGUGUUUUUGUUUUCCAGCGUUGGACGGGUUAAUAUUUUACCCUUAAAAAGAGCUUUGUCAGGUGGUUUGUUUUGGCCGGCUGAUGACACAGCAAAUUCCUCAGACAAAUAAUGCUAGAGACAUGUUGGUGCUAGAGAUCCCUAUCGGCCUCAGCCCGACUCAGCACAGGUGGGACCGUCGGUCCAUGCUGAGCUCUCCAGCUGUGUAUACUUGUCCAUUAUUCCAACCAAGCACAAUUAGCCUGCUAUUGUUUUCGUUUGUGUGUAACUAGAGAGGCAGCGCGUAGAGAUUUAUAGCUAGAGGGGAAAAGAAAAGUGUGAAGAGAAGAAUGUGAAAGAGUGAUGCACGGAGCAGUGUUGAGAUUGGAGAUGACUUUCCUGAGAAACACAGGAAAUGUCAAGGAGUCAGACUUGUUUUUGGAGGGAAGUGUACUGUAGAUUUGUGAAAGUAAAGUAAGUGAGUAGAAAGGGUAGAUGGAAAGUUUUUUGUUUUAUACCAAAGAUGUGUUGAAACUUUGACUGGAUUCAGGGGAAUUAGUAGGUCAUGGACUAAUGAGAGCCCUUAGGAUUUUUCUUUGACAUGGGAACCUCCCACUGGUGAAUGUAAUCGUCCCUGCAUUGGCUUUGAGACGCUGGAGGCUGUUGAUGUUGAGGGUCGGUGUGUGACUCAUGUUUUUUUUUU